ACAGGUCUAGUAUUACUUUAGAAUACAGUUAUAUUAUUCUUACGUUUUGGUUCUAUAUUCAUCCUCCCUCAAUUCUACAUCUCUCUUCUAAGUGGCUUACUUCUGAUUCAGUUCUAUUUGGACCAGUACUUACCUACAACCCCAUCAGGAAAAUACAGACUAAAUUCACCAUUUAGACAAUUAAUUCUUUAUAUUCUCUUGUUGGAAAUGUUGAAAUAUCUUUCAAUAUUUAAAAAUAGUGGAUAUAUGGCAAGUUGAUAUUGAAUUUGAAUAUCAUUCAAGGACAAAUAUAAUUUACUAUUUUGGACUUUUAAAAAUUUUUCCAAGUUAUAAUUGUUUUAAAAUUUCUACCAGUUGUUAGGUAAAUCCACCCUUUUAAAUAUCAAAUAUGGCAAUAAUCAAUAGCUUUUCUUAAUAUUUAUUGUUUCCGACUAAUUAAUACCUUUUCCUUUGUAACUGUCAGUAAAAGUGUUAAAACUGGUGUAAACAUGGAGGGUGUCUUAUUGGUAUCCUAGAAACCAUACUUAGUUACCAAAACAGAAGUACUACUCAACAAUGGCAUCAAAGAAAUUAUCUGACAUUUUGGAAUGUGAAAAACCUAAAUAUGAUAUCUCAGGCAAAUUAUCAAAUUUGUCAUUUAGUCCAUUUUGUAAUACGGAUCUUGAAGUAGUAAAAAAGCUGAUAAGAGAUUAAAUGGAUGAUGCAAAAAGAAUGGAAAUUUAAGAAUGGAUGGACGAAAAAUCGGAAAAUAGAAAUGAUAUUUUUCUCACAAUGAUAAUGAUAUAUAGACUUGACCACAAUAGAAGAAAAAUAAUAAUGUCUGAUUUAAAUGUUAUUGGCGAUGUACCAAAGUUAUAUAUCUUUGCACACAAAACAAUUUUAGCAAGUGAUAUUGAAAAUAUAUUUUCACCUUUAAGAGAUAUUCAAAAUUUGGUUUGGAAUGGAACAAACUGUUCAGCAGAAUUCAGCAGAAAGCAUUAUGAAGAUGGAGUUGUUGAGUUAAAUGUUAAAGCUUUAUUAACAAAUUGGAGAUUUUCAAAUAAAAAUUUUACUAAUGAAACAUAUAAUUCAUGGGACUCACAAUUCAGGCAUAUUAGUUGGUUAUUUAACAAUUUUGGAUAAUGUAUUAAGAUUUAAUCUGGAUUUAAGAGAUUCAAUAAGUGAUUUUGGAAGUAAAGAAAUAAUUUGUAAAUUAAGGGAAAAUUUAAAAGAUUCUUGGAAAACAUCUUUUGAUACUAGGUGUUUAACAAUUCUAUCAUAUCUUAUCAAAAAAGAUGAAAUUGAAAUGAUUAAGAUGAAUGGUAUAAAUACUGCAAAAAUCCAAAAUAAUUUGCAAUGUUGUUUAAAGUCUAAAAAUCAUCUUGAUAAAAACAAAUAUCCACUCAGUGACAGUCUUAUAGCAAUCAAUCAUCUAGCAGCUAAUGAUGAAAAUAAACAACUAAUGAUAAGAUAUAUUCCCUUUUUGUUGGCUAUUCUUCAAGAAGCAAUAAAUUCAUUUGAACAAGAAUCAGCUGUAGAGUGUCUCAAAACUCUUAUCUCCAAUGCAGACUGUAAAAAAUUACUACAGAAGACAGAUUCUUUGAAAAUUUUAGAAAAUCUGUCAGAAAAUGGUAUGAGUUUAACUGUUAAAACUAAAACACAAAAACUUAUGGAGGAAAUUCAUUUAAAAGAAUUGAAAAAUCAAGUGAAAGUAGCAACAAAGAGGACACAACCAUUAACAAGAGGAUAUCUAAACAGCAAGAAAAAACGCUGACUCAGAAUAGACAAGCAAGCUGUCAAUUCAUUCAAGCAACAUAUCUUUUUAAAAACAGAACUUAUGUUGUAUUCAUUUUUUUUGUUGAGAUGUAAAAAACAAAUGGGAUGUACUUUGUUAACUGUUGGGUUAGGGAUAAGGCAAACACAACAAAACGAGAUAUUUAGGGAAAUUAUGGGAACACUUAACCUGAUCCCAGUUGAUUCAAUGUCCUAUGAUUCAUACUUGGCCAGGAAAAGUUCUCGAGUUGGAACCAUGCCAAAAAACUCUGUAGCCAUUCUCUAAAUUGAUUACAAACUAAUACAAAAUUUAAAAUUUAAAAAUUUCAUUCCAUUAUUGCAUUUAAAAAUAAUGAAUAUUUAAAUUCAAUUAAGAUUUUUCAUCAGAUUUGUCAAGAUGAAUGGAACUUCCAUGGCAUAAAUAGAUAUGUGGUACUUGGAUGGUAUGUCUCAUACCAAAAGGAAACUCUCCAACUCUCUUCAACUAAUUAACUUUUGUUCCUUGCGUGAAAAAAUAAUUGCAUUUGAACAAUCUGGAAUGAGAUUAUUAAUAGAAAUUUGGAUAGGAACAAUUGUUAGGAUAGAAGAAGCAUAUAAAUCUCUAUUUGACAACACAUUACUCAAUUUUGUUGCUGUUUGCUGAUAUCAUAGAAGUUUUAUUAAAGACUUUGCAAAGAUUACGAUAUUCCUACAAAAUUUGAUGAAGGAAUAUGGUAAAAGCAUACAUUUUUUUCAUAGUACCAUAGAUAAAGAAGUCUCUCUUACUGAUAUACCUAUUACAAAAACUUUGUUCAAACAUUUGCUGAAAACAAGCAUAAUUUGAGAUUAGUAAAGUGGGUAAUGGCCCUUGUGGAUGUGGAAUUUGAGAAAAUAUUAAUUACCUGACUGAUCAUCAAGAAAUGGUGAGGGAAGAAACAAAAAUUAAUUUAGAAGAUCAACUAUAUUAAACUGGAAUAAGCAGUUUUCUUUUCAUUUAAUAAAUGCUUUGAAAGUAGAGGCUCUAUUUGAACCAGUUGUUUAACACUGUUAUUAUUUAAUAUUUUUAAUAUAAAUGUUAACCCUAUAUUAAACUGGUCUAACCAGGUUGUUUAAUGUAAAUAUUAACCCUAUACCUAUAAUCAAUCAGUAAAGAAAAAUUCUUUGAACAUUUUCACUAUGAAAGUUUCUUAUGAAAAAUCUUAACCGGGUUAUAUAAAAAAAAUCAAUAUAAAUAGGAAGUAUUUUCAACUUUAAAUAUGAAAACAUUACUUGUGGUUGUUUUUGCUCUUCUUUUAACUUGCCAUGUAUUGGCAAAGCCUUCACUUCUUGAUGAUUUGGUUGAAAGAGAUUAACUUUCAUUUGAUGAUAGUUCAUUGGAGACUUUGAAUAGAUGUAGCAGUUUAAUGCAGGAACUCACCAAAAUCUUAAAGAGAGAAAGUUAUACAGAUACGAAAUUACGUGAAACUUGCAAUAACUGUGUAAAGGCUAAGAUGACAUUGAGCUACUGUCCAACAAAGAUGAGAUUAUGUUUAGACAAGUUCAACAUUGACAUGUUGCAUGACUAAGGAAAGGAGAAUAAUCAUCCAUGAUAAUCAAAAAUAAAUAUUUGAUGUUAUGAUUAUGUUAUGCCUGACCUAUUUCUUUUCAAUAAAUUUCAAAAAAACCUUUUUGACAUAUUUCCAAUUGUGUUUAUCUGAGAUACAUUUUUAGAAAAUCGAACUACUCAAAUAGUUUUUUAAAUGAUUUUUUCAUAUAACUCAGUUAAGA
This is a messenger RNA of Dimorphilus gyrociliatus, 3498 nucleotides long. NCBI's taxonomy places the organism in Eukaryota, Metazoa, Annelida, Polychaeta, Dinophilidae. The record is from the annotation of a GenBank genome assembly.